AUGCCCAUUACCAACAAGGACGCCACGCCUGGUGCUGCCAUGAAGGCCGAGAUCGAGGACUACACCAAGGCCCUCGAGGUCGUGAAGACCUACACCAACCAGGAUGGUCUCGAUGUGGACACCCUGCUGGACUCGGACAAGCACGGAGCUCUGACCUACAAUGACUUCCUGCUCCUGCCUGGUUAUAUCGGCUUCCCUGCCUCCGAUGUUAGCCUGGAUACCCCAAUUACCAAGCGCAUCACCCUGAAGGCUCCUCUUGUGUCCUCUCCCAUGGACACCGUCACCGAGCACAACAUGGCUAUCCACAUGGCCCUGCUCGGUGGUCUUGGUGUCAUCCACCACAACUGCGCUCCUGAGGACCAGGCCGAGAUGGUCCGCAAGGUGAAGAGAUACGAGAACGGUUUCAUCCUGGACCCCGUUGUUCUCUCCCCCAAGGCUACCGUUGGAGAGGCCAAGGACCUGAAGGCCCAGUGGGGUUUCGGUGGCUUCCCCGUCACUGAGAACGGUACCCUUCGCUCCAAGCUGAUUGGUAUGGUCACUUCCCGUGACAUCCAGUUCCACAAGGACCUUGAUGAGCCCGUCACUGCCAUCAUGGCCACUGAUCUGGUCACUGCCCCUGCCGGUACCACUCUUGCCGAGGCCAACGAGGUCCUCCGUCAGUCCAAGAAGGGCAAGCUGCCCAUCGUUGAUGCCUCUGGCAACCUCGUCUCUCUCCUUUCCCGCUCCGAUCUGAUGAAGAACCUCCACUACCCCCUUGCCUCUAAGCUCCCCGACUCCAAGCAGCUCAUCUGUGCUGCUGCCAUUGGUACUCGUGAGGAGGACAAGUACCGCCUCAAGCUGCUUGUCGAGGCCGGUCUGGACAUUCUUAUCCUGGACUCUAGCAACGGCAGCAGCAUGUACCAGAUUGACAUGCUCAAGUAUGUCAAGAAGGAGUUCCCCCAGAUUGAUGUCAUCGCUGGUAACGUUGUUACCAAGGAGCAGGCUGCUAUGCUUAUUGCCGCCGGUGCCGAUGGCCUGAGAAUUGGCAUGGGUGCCGGUAGUGCUUGCAUUACCCAGGAGGUUAUGGCCGUCGGUCGUCCCCAGGCUGCCGCCGUCCGCAGCGUGUCCGCUUUCGCUGCUCGCUUCGGCGUUCCCUGCAUUGCCGAUGGUGGUGUCCAGAACAUCGGUCACAUCGUCAAGGGUCUGGCCCUUGGCGCUAGCACCGUCAUGAUGGGUGGUCUUCUGGCCGGUACCACCGAAUCCCCCGGCGAGUACUUCGUCAGCAACGAGGGUCAGCUCGUCAAGUCUUACCGUGGUAUGGGCAGUAUUGCCGCCAUGGAGGACCGCAAGGCCGGUGGUAACAGCAAGGACAACAAGGCCAACAAGGCCAGCAACGCUGGUACCGCUCGCUACUUCUCUGAGAACUCCCGCGUCCUGGUCGCCCAGGGUGUCGCUGGCUCCGUCCUGGACCGCGGCUCCGUCAACAAGUUCAUCCCCUACCUCGUUACCGGUGUCCAGCACUCCCUGCAGGAUAUGGGUGUCAAGUCUCUUGAUGAGCUGCACGACGGUGUCAACAAGGGUCUUGUUCGCUUCGAGAUGCGUAGCGCUAGCGCCCAGGUCGAGGGUAACGUCCACGGCCUGCACAGCUACGACAAGAAGCUUUACGCGUAA
Molecule: messenger RNA, 1650 nt
Organism: Penicillium cataractarum
Lineage: Eukaryota; Fungi; Ascomycota; Eurotiomycetes; Eurotiales; Aspergillaceae
Product: putative IMP dehydrogenase
Exons: 3
Coding region: 1-1650 (549 amino acids)
Biological process (GO): GTP biosynthetic process
Cellular component (GO): cytoplasm
Molecular function (GO): IMP dehydrogenase activity
Source: RefSeq, a predicted model, not a curated record